GAUGCUGUUGGGCUUUCUCAGCAGUGGCAGCCAUGGAAGGAAUCACUCAACUUACUACAGGUAAACUAAUCUCUUUGUCCAAGCAAGAGCUGGUUGACUGUGAUGUGAAUGGUGAAGACCAAGGUUGUGAGGGUGGCUUGAUGGACAAUGCAUUUGAGUUCAUCAAUCAAAAUCAUGGACUUAGUACUGAGGCUAAUUACCCCUACACUGGUGUUGAUGGUACAUGCAAUGCCCAGAAGGAAGCAAGCCAUGCAGCCUCAAUAACUGGUCACGAAGAUGUGCCUGCAAAUAGUGAAAAUGCCCUUCUUAAGGUCGUCGCUAAUCAACCCAUUUUUGUUGCCAUUGAUGCUAGUGGAUCUGAUUUCCAAUUCUAUUCAAGUGGUGUUUUCACAGGAACUUGUGGAACAAGCUUAGACCAUGGUGUUACUGCUGUUGGUUAUGGAGUCAGUGAUGAUGGGACUAAGUAUUGGUUGGUCAAGAACUCAUGGGGCGCACAAUGGGGUGAAGAAGGGUACAUAAGAAUGCAAAGAGAUGUUGCUGCACAGGAAGGUCUGUGUGGUAUUGCUAUGGCAGCCUCCUACCCCACUGCAUAA
Messenger RNA from Rosa rugosa (rugosa rose), 593 nucleotides. RefSeq names its product vignain-like. Gene Ontology annotation, cellular component: lysosome. Bases 33 to 593 code for a protein of 186 amino acids. Lineage: Eukaryota; Viridiplantae; Streptophyta; Magnoliopsida; Rosales; Rosaceae. Gene Ontology annotation, molecular function: cysteine-type endopeptidase activity. The transcript has a single exon. The record is from RefSeq and is a predicted model, not a curated record.